GUGUGAUACGUUUUAUUUUGCAAUGUUUUGAAUAUCAUCAUGCGGAAGGGGUUGUCAAUACGAAAGGGGGGCGAUGGAACAUGAUAAAAAUACUCCAUCGACGCGAGAAUAUUCAAUUUUGAUCAAAAUUGGCUGAAAGACUGACGGUGGGGAUGUCAAACUCUAUGUUGAGGUGGAACAACAAAGAGGAACUAAUAGCAUAAAACAUUCUAAUUAAGUGGGGAUAUCAAUUAGCUUUUUUUUGCAUGUACAGCAAACAUGCCGACGCGGGGGAGAUAAGACGGCUGAUUAAGUGUUGCGAAAAAGAGUAGUGGCAAAAAUUCAGUAAAUCACGAGCAAGGCAGGAAGAAUGCAGCAAAUAAUUGUGGAUAAAUCCUUGGAAAUACUGACAAUGUCACAGAGGAGCGUGCUAUUGAGCAUUGUGGCACCGCUGGUAUUUAUUGUUAUCCUCGGCAACGUGACGGCUAUUGUUGUGAACAUUAGGCGACCAUUGCGCCUCCUUUUCAAGUCCUGCCUCCUGUCGCUAUCUGUGAGUGACUUGGUCACGGGAAUUAUCACAUCCAGUGCAUACAUUUCGCAAUUUUCAACGUACAUGACGCAAGUGUGGUACCUCGGAGAUGCCCUGUGUAGCCUAAAUGCCUUCCUGUCCACCAUGGCUAUCCUUGCAAAUAGUUUCACGCUCGUCACCAUUGCACUGGACCGUUACAUGGCUAUUUUCAAGACUGUUAAGGGCACCUGGGGCUCCAGCAUCACCUUUUGCUGCAUCUACAUCAUCUUGCUCUGGGCAGUCUCGGCAGGCAUCGCAAGUCCCCUCAUCUCAUCAUACUUCAUUGUGGACAUCCUUAUUAUUCGCUCGGAAUCCUGGUUGAAUGCAACGCAUUAUGAAUUGAUGGAGGCAUCGCUGUGUUUGACGCAGAAAGAGAACACGGGCUACUACUAUUGGCUACUCUUCACCAUUGUCUUCCUGCCCCUACUGCUGCUCUUCCUCUGGCUCAAUGGGAAACUAGCGCAGGAAAUUUGGAAUCGUAGAAAACCCAUAAAGGCCGCUGGGGGUGCAUCCCUUAAUCCCAGCACCGUGGAUACGUCCAGUGAGAGAAAGACUACGACGUAUUCGGUGGUGUCAGGACCAGAGAAUGUCCACAGUGUACCAGCCAAACGAUCCGUGGCAGCCAAGGAACCCGUAGUUAGGAGUGUUGCAAACAAAUCACGCAAAGCGCAGCAGAUGAAGAUGUUCAAAGUGGUCGUAGCGAUAAUUAUCGUGUUCUUCGUGUGUCGCCUCCCCACGUGGAUCUUCCUGCUCAUAAAGCUCCACAAUGAAUUGUAUGAGAACUACCACUGGGUGCUGCAUUUCUCAUUUGGCAUUCUCUCCCUACUAAAUUGCGCCAUAAAUCCCAUUCUCUACACCUUUUUCUCCGAUUCCGUCAAAUGGGCAGCCUCAUUUGGGAAUGUACUCAAACGCUUCAAGGCACUCUUCAGGCGAAACAAGCAAGAGUCGCGGGUGCUAAGCAAUCAAUCACAUGUGCCAUCACCUGUUGUGCUCAAGUCGAAGAAUACCACAAAUAUCGGCGAUGAGGGCUUCAUUUAAGUGUAAAUUGGAGGAUUUAUUGUAUUUUAUGGACAAAAUAUACGGUGUUCUCCUGUU
This is a messenger RNA of Lutzomyia longipalpis, 1642 nucleotides long. RefSeq names its product 5-hydroxytryptamine receptor 1D. NCBI's taxonomy places the organism in Eukaryota, Metazoa, Arthropoda, Insecta, Diptera, Psychodidae. Gene Ontology annotation, biological process: neuropeptide signaling pathway. The coding region runs from base 350 to 1585 and encodes 411 amino acids. Gene Ontology annotation, cellular component: membrane. The record is from RefSeq and is a predicted model, not a curated record. Gene Ontology annotation, molecular function: neuropeptide receptor activity. The transcript is spliced from 2 exons.